This is a messenger RNA of Ruditapes philippinarum (Manila clam), 2730 nucleotides long. RefSeq names its product putative acyl-CoA synthetase YngI. The transcript has 2 exons. The record is from RefSeq and is a predicted model, not a curated record. Bases 283 to 2055 code for a protein of 590 amino acids. NCBI's taxonomy places the organism in Eukaryota, Metazoa, Mollusca, Bivalvia, Venerida, Veneridae.
AAUAGGCUAUAGAAAAAUGAUUUAACCACGGAAUUUUUCAAAGUGAACGAGUUAAAAUAAUCACUUAACAUGAUUUAAGGAUUUAAAGGUUUUGUAUAAAAUAAGCGGGCACUAUCACAGACAGUCAAUCACUUUAAAUAUAACAGCACAAAACCAGGGCAGGUGUUAUAAACUUGAUAUGGUUUUAUGAAAUUGCAUGCAGAUAAUAUAUAAUGCAUGUCACAUAUAUAGAACAAACUGUAAUUUAUCUUGUUUGUAGAUAAGUUUGUCGUAAGUUUGUGCAUGUCAAGAAAACCUUAUAAAUUAGUUCAUUUAAGGAUACGUAUCGUUGUUUUUAACCAAGUUGUAUGUACAUUGUGUGGAAAUAUGGCAGAACAAUUAACAAGAAGCUACAUUAAGGUGGAUUUACCUGUCUGGACGCUUAAACAUCAAACUUUCCCGGAGGCGAUGAAACAUUAUGCGGAGACGAAACCUGACGGUGAGUCUGUUGUCUUUGUAUCAACUGACGGAACUCGAGAAUGUGUAACUUGGUUUCAGCUUUACCAACGAUCUCAGAUAAUGGCGAAGUCACUGAUAAAAAUGGGGAUUCAGAGGCACGAGGUUGUUACUAUCAACGUCCGUUGUUGUCCAGAGUGGUUAUAUGCUACAUUUGGUGCCAUGAUGGCUGGGGCCAUUCCAGUCAGCAUAUCCUUCACGUAUACUGACGGCAGUGAUCUUAUCGCUCUAAUGAAAAAGAUGGAAACUUGUUCGCUGCUUAUUCUUGAUCCUGGUGCAGACAGUAUUAAUUGGAAUAUCCUUCGUAAACUUCUUGACGAGUACAAAGCUGACGGUAGAGCUAAAAGUCAUCAAAUGCCAUAUCUAAAAUAUGUUCUAGGGGUGAGAUUUGAUGGACACUCAGAUGCUACAUUUGUCAAAGAUAUAUCAGACCUUUUAGCAGAGGAUCAUCUCGAAGUAGAACUUCCCGUCAUUAAACCAGACGAUCUAUAUGGACUUUUCCAAACAUCUGGGAGUACAGGGGUACCAAAACUUGUUUCAAACGCUCAUAAAUCGGCAUUGAAAAUGGCUGGUGCUUUAGACAUUUCUGAAGUUUUAAACCCCAGAUAUAUCCUAUUCAACGACAGGCCAUUUAAUUGGGGUGGCGGAUAUCCGUUUUCAAUAUUGACAGGCCAAACAAGGGUGACAUUUUCCGAAUUUUGCGAUCCUCCGAAUGACAGACUUUCCUAUAUGAUUAACGUAAUAGUCAAAGAGAAAUGUUCCAUGGUUAUUGCUCUACCACCUCUGAUAAAUGAGCUUAUCAAAAGACAGGAACAUUUGCCAGAUGAUUGGCCAGUUGAAGGAAUACUGACCGUUGGACAGCCACUUACUAAGCACUUAGCUGCCUGCAUAGGGAAAGCUUGUAAAUUCCUUCUGUGCGUGUAUGGAGGCUCAGAGUUAGGAUGUGCGACUGUAGCAAAGAUCACUGAUCCGGAUGAUUUCGUCGAAUUUGGAUGCGGAAAACCCUUAAAUAUUCCUGAAAUGGAAAUUAAAAUAGUCGACGAGAAUGCGGAAGUAGUACCCGUCAAUCGGAGAGGAGAAAUAUAUAUUCGAUCAGAGGCCAUGUUUACGGGCUAUUUCAAUGAUCCGGAGAAAACAAAAGCUGUCCUCUCCGAAGACGGAUGGUAUAAAACAGAUGAUAUCGGGAGGAUGACCGAAGAUGGUGAAUUCUUUGUCGAGGGUCGAAAAUCCAAUAUGAUUAUUUCAGGGGGAUUUAACAUUGCUCCAGAGAUUCUUGAGAAUGUUAUGAAAACUUUCCCAGGUGUAGAUUCCGUCAUUAUCGUACCAGUUCCAGAUGACGUUUACUAUCAAGUGUUGUGUGCUUGUAUUGUUAAAAAAGGAGAUUGCGAAAUAAGCGAAGAAGAUAUCCGAAAGAACUGCCACGAGUAUCACGCAGACAAACCGGGACUUUUUACAGUUCUUCCGAAAUACUACAUGUUCCUUGAAUCAUUUCCUGAAACUAGAAGUGGGAAAACUCACCGGAAUGAGUUAGAAAGGAUAGCACUUCAACGAUUUCGUUAGAGUACUUUCUAAGAUAUAUUAAAUAUAAAUGUCGUGUAAUAUACGAUAAUUAUGUUCUAUGAUAUUUCUCUUACGCUUAAACCAAUUUUAUACGUAGACAAAUAUAAAUGGUGAGUGUACGAUUAAAAUACGAACGCAUGAUGAAGUAUUUGUAUAUUUUUUAUGUCAGAAGUAGUAAAACUCACCGAAAUGAGUUGUAAAGGAUAGUAUUUUAAAGAUUUCAUCAGAGUACAUCAUAAGAUUCUUUAAUCAUAAAUGUCGUGUAAAUGUGCGAUAUCUUUUAUGACAACCCUUGUAGUUGUAACUUAAUAGAAUAUGUAAAAUAUGAUAGAUGAUGAAAAAGAUGACAAAAUGCCUGUUAAGAGUAGGAACACAUGCAGAAAGAAAUGACUAAUUUGCGUAUUAGUACAACAACAAAUGAUCAUUAAAAAGCCGUAAAAGAUUCCAUUGCGCGAAAUAAAUUUGAUGUUUACAUGUACUCUAAAGAUUUUUUGUUAGUGAUUAAACAGAAAUAAAUUUUACAAAAAAUUGAUUAAAAUUAAUUCAAUUCCUGAUAGGUUGUUCGAACACAGUGUUUAAAACAUAGGAAAGAAUCUACAUACGAUUAUGGUUUCUAUCUAUUUAACCCCUAUUGCCGAAUCAGAUAGACUAACAGUAGCACAAAGUUUUCAAAGA